CCGGCGGAGGAUGCGCGCGCAGCACCCCUCCUCCCUCCCCCUCGCCCCUCCCCCCGGAAGUUUCUCCUGGACAACUGAAAAGGUUGUUGUCAAGAUGGAGUUUCCAACUCAGUAAUCCACGGAUUAGACCCUGAGUCCACAAAGCAUGAUCUCCUUCUGUCCAGGCUGUGGCAAAAGUGUCAAAGUAUCAUUCAAGUUCUGCCCGUACUGCGGCAAGGCCCUGCCUGUAGAGGAGCAUGCAGAAGCCCAGACUGGCACUCCGCGUCUUGUGUCAUCCUUUCGAGGCUCCAGGCGAGAGCUGAACGCCAGCUCUGAAACCUCUCCCAAGAAAGUGAAAUGGUCGCACACUGUCACCGCUCGCCCACCCUCCCUCCUCUCUGACUGUGACAGUUCUGGUGCUGAAGAGACCUGGAAUUCUCCCGAGAGAGCCACAGGCACCUGGAGCAGACCCCCGACCCCCAGAGGCAGCCCACAGUCCUCCAGGCUGAGUCCUCAGACACUGAAGCGGAGCCGAGUGACCACCUCACUCCAGGCUUUGCCCCCGGGGACAUGGCUGACUGACAAGAAAGGGCAGCACUGGACCCUUGGGGCCCUCCAGACCCGGGAUGACCAAGGCAUUCUCUACGAAGCCAAGCCCACUUUUGUCCUCCCCUCUGAAUCAGGGACCCAGAAGCAUAGGUUCUCACUCAAGCUGGACUCCAAGGAUGGGCGCCUUUUCAAUGAGCAGAACUUCCUUCAGAGGGCAGCCAAGCCUGCGCAAGUGAACAAGUGGAAGAAACAGUUCUUGGUUCCACUCCUGGCCAUCCCCACCUGUGUCGGCUUUGGCAUUCACCAGGACAAGUACAGGUUCCUGGUGUUCCCCAGCCUGGGGAGGAGCCUUCAGUCAGCCCUGGAUGACAACCCAAAGCAUGUGAUAUCAGAGAGAUGUGUGCUGCAGGUGGCCUGCAGGCUGCUGGAUGCUCUAGAGUUCCUCCACGAAAAUGAGUAUGUUCACGGGAACCUGACAGCUGAGAAUGUCUUUGUGAAUCCAGAGGAUCUAAGCCAGGUGACCCUGGUGGGCUAUGGCUUCACCUUCCGCUACUGCCCAGGUGGCAAGCAUGUGGCCUACAAAGAAGGCAGCAGGAGCCCACAUGAGGGAGACCUGGAGUUCAUUAGUGUGGACACACACAAGGGAUGUGGGCCGUCCCGCCGCAGCGACCUCCAGACCUUGGGCUACUGUAUGCUCAAGUGGUUCUAUGGGUCCCUGCCAUGGACAAACUGCCUUCCCAACACCGAGGAGAUCACUAGGCAGAAGCAGAAGUGGCUCAAGUCCAGACAGAGAUCAGACCUCUCGGCUAUCUCUGGGAUUGUCAGCUGGAGCCCUGAGAAGAUGAAAUCUCUGAGAAAAGAGGGAGCACCCCGGAGAACACCCACCAGGCUGCUUUGCUCCCUGUCCUUGGGGUACUCUGACCUGCUUGGUUAUUGUACCCCCUAGGAUCUGCUACCUACUCUCCGGUUCCAGCCACAACAUGUGGUGCUGCUUCUGCAGCAGUAGAAUAGUUUCCUUUUAAAAUGAAGCCUAACGCAGGGAGCAGGUGCCCAAAGGCUAAAAGGUCAGGAGUGACAGGUUAGUGAGAUGCUCCUGUGGCUUGGAUUAGGGACAAACCAGGGAGCCGACCAACACGUAAGUCAGCUUAGUCAGGUAUGCUGGCUCAUGUCUCAGGUGGAGAGCCUCGACCUCUAUCUAACGUGGGUCUAGUUUCCGUAUGUCCACAUUCUGUUCCCACAUCUCCUGGCAACAAUAAUAAUAAAGUGGUGCCAUAAACUGAAAGAAAUACUGUGUGGGCCAGCCUAGGCUUGAGUGUGGACACAGAGGUCAUGGAGCAAGAAGCAGCCAGAGCAGGUGAGGGUGAUGGCCUGGAGCAAUGAGGGAUCAGAGACACCCUCUUCCCAGGUUGCAGAAAGCAGUGAGUGGCUGUGAGGCCUGUGGGUCUAGGAGCGUGGGACAGGGAAGGAUAUGAUGGAGGCCAGGCCACAGGAGCUGCUGAUGGGGAUUGUGUUCCUGAGUUUUAACUCUGCACUAGGGAGCCCCAGGCAGGCUGUGGGCUUGGAGGGUAGGGCUGGGCCUGGUCAGAGACAGACCGUAGGCCCUUACAGACUCACAUGCAGGAGGCCUGAAGUGGGCCCGUAGCUGGCACAGGGGCAUGAUAGGAACUGAGAAGCAGGAGGAUGGGCUGGAGAAAGCUUGGCUGGGAGCAGGACAGAGAAGGGUGGGGGCGGGCCAGCCUGGACGUCUAGACUAGAGAAGCGGUGGGGCAGGGGACUCGGGGGAGGGUCCAGAAGCACUGUCUGUCUUUCCUAAGUGGGGUGUGUGUGUGUGUGUGUGUGUGUGUGUGUGUGUGUGUGUGCGCGCGCGCGCGCGCGCUAUCCUCACACAUUAGAACAUGUCAUGUUGUGAAUUCCUACUGAAGGUAUCUGUAAUAACUAAUCCAGUCUUGUGGGAUUGGGUGUUCACUUGUGAGCUCACACACAGUCACCAAACGUGCAGAUUCCUAGGCCUGGAGGUAGCUCAGUCAGUACAGUGUCUGGCCAGCACCCCAUGAGCCAGGUGUAGUGCACACCUGUAAUCCCAACAUUGAGGAGGUAGAGGCAGGGGGAUCAGGAGUUCAAGGUCAUUCUUAACUGCAGAGUGAAUUAAAGGCCAGCCUGGGCCACAUGACAUUAUGCCUCAAAAAACUAAAACUUUAAUAAUACUAUGAAGGUUGCGUUUUAACUGGUGGAUGAAACUCCUCUGAGCAGAGGCUUUGGGAACUGGACCCUUGGUUCCCCCACACUCAGCACUGCCAUCCAGAGCUGUGGCUCUGGAUCCACUAAUUGAGUUCUCACAGCAAAUCUAGUAAAACAUGAAUACCACGCUUGACAAGUGUGGGCCUUGGGUGUGUUUGUGUGUGCGCAUGCACACGUGUGCAUGUGUAUGUGUGUGUGUGUAUGUAUCAAGGACACUCCAUCUUAACUCAUCACUCUCCUUUCCCAUCUGCUCUCCC
Messenger RNA from Peromyscus leucopus (white-footed mouse), 3023 nucleotides. RefSeq names its product VRK serine/threonine kinase 3 (gene Vrk3). Gene Ontology annotation, cellular component: nucleus; cytoplasm. The record is from RefSeq and is a predicted model, not a curated record. NCBI's taxonomy places the organism in Eukaryota, Metazoa, Chordata, Mammalia, Rodentia, Cricetidae. The transcript is spliced from 13 exons. Bases 146 to 1474 code for a protein of 442 amino acids. Gene Ontology annotation, molecular function: protein serine/threonine kinase activity; ATP binding. Gene Ontology annotation, biological process: peptidyl-serine phosphorylation; signal transduction.